AUUUAUUUGUGUACCUACCAGCUUGAGGUUACACCCCCUGGCUUUAGAUAUAACCUCUCAUAGUACAUUUACAACUAAUACUACUAUAAGUUUCAUAAAGCCAAUCGAAAUAGCUGUAAAAAAAAAAAAAAGAUUACUUUAUAUUGAUCAUUCUGUAUCUAUUGUUUGUGGGACAGUUACUACUGCUGGACUCGCUGGACUGUCAGACUACAGUAUCAACAUAUUGGAGUUUCAUUUUAGGGGAAACCAGUGCAUUUUCUGCCAAGUCCUCUCUGCCAGUGGUGCGGGACCUGAUCGAUCACUUUGACACUUCUAUUACCAUCUAUCACUUUUACCUCUGCCUCAAGUUGUUAUUCAUUUAGAGGAGUCGCUGUCACACACCAUGCCAGCGAACCAGGCCUUUGUCACCCUGGCCACCACAGACAGCUACUGUAUGGGGGCGCUGGUGGUAGGACAGUGUUUACGACGACACAGGACCACACGCCAGACUGUUGUGAUGGUCUCCACUAAUGUCUCUAGCCAGGCACGGGCUGCCCUGGGCCAUGUGUUUGACCAGGUCCUGGUAGUGGACGUGCUGGACAGUGGAGACCAAGCACAUCUAUCCUGGCUGGGACGACCAGAACUGGGGGUCACUUUCACCAAGCUCCACUGUUGGACCCUCACCCAAUACAGCAAAUGUGUGUUCCUGGACGCAGACACACUCGUGCUGUGUAACGUGGACGAGCUGUUUGAGCGUGAGGAGCUGUCUGCGGCCCCUGACCCUGGCUGGCCGGACUGUUUUAACUCAGGGGUGUUUGUGUUCAGGCCCUCUCUGAUCACCCACGGCAGGCUCUUGGAGCAUGCACGACAACACGGCAGCUUCGACGGUGGGGACCAGGGCCUCUUGAACACAUUUUUCAGCGACUGGGCUGUUAGAGAUAUCAGUAAACACCUGCCUUUUGUGUACAACCUCAGUACCAUCGCAGUCUACACCUAUUUGCCUGCUUAUCAAGAAUAUGGUCACAAUGCUAAGAUUGUCCACUUCCUGGGUUCGGUCAAGCCAUGGAAUCUACGUUCUAACUCACAGACCAAUCAGCACACCAACAGCCACCUGGAAGAGUUUGUUUACCAGUGGUGGAUGGAGUACUCCUACUUACAUCACCUAUUAAAGACAAUGUCCCAUCAAGAACCUGCUGUGCCAAUCCAACAUGCUGGGCCAAUCCAACAUAGCCAGGGAAGAGAAGAAGAUAAGCCAAAGGGGAGAGAAGAAGAGAAGCCAAAGGCGAGAGAAGAAGAGAAGCCAAAGGCGAGAAAAGAAGAGAAGCCAAAGGCGAGAGAAGAAGAGAAGCCAAAGGCAAGAGAAGAAGAGAAGCCAAAGGGGAGAGAAGAAGAUGAGCCAAAGGGGAGAGAAGAAGAUGAGCCAAAGGCAAGAGAAGAAGAGAAGCCAAAGGGGAGAGAAGAAGAUGAGCCAAAGGGGAGAGAAGAUGAGUCAAAGGCAAGAGAAGAAGAUGAGCCAAAGGCAAGAGAAGAAGAUGAGCCAAAGGCAAGAGAAGAAGAUGAGCCAAAGGGGAGAGAAGCAACAGUGUCGUUGAUAGAGGACCUCACAGAAUCAUUACUCCGAAAAGUCAAUCUGCUCACAGAGGAGAGGAAGAAGAGGCUUGAUUCACCCACGCAGCCAGGAGAAAUGCGUACCCAACGUCAGGAUGUAAUCACGGGGAAGGAGGGAGGAGCUGGAGACAGAACAGCCAACCAGGACCCACCUGGACCCAGUGAGGAAGGGUCAGAGGUCACUGAAACAGCCUUCAACCCCAUGGAGGACCCUGCCACUGAACCUACUGCUGCCAAGACAGAGGAGGAUGAGCUGGAGCAGCGCAGGCUGUGGGAGGAGGGCCAGGCUGACUACCUGGGCAAAGACGCCUUCGACAACAUCCAGGAAAAACUGGACCGAUUCUUACAUUUGUAGCUUGUUUUGUGUGGCAAGAUACUGUAUAUUCAUGUUCAUGUUUAAGGGUGUUAUGUCUCUAGUGUAGGCCACCACUCUAAUAGGGGUUUCUGUGUCCCUUUGCUGUAAAAUAUAUAUAUAUAUAAACUUGAUCUCAAUUUCAUAAAAAAAUGUGGUCAUAGAAUUCAAGUUCAGAUGCAUUCCUUAUUUUGAUGUUAUGCUGGAAAUUUCUGGAAGAUUUUAAAUUGUCUUUAUGUUGCCACUAGAGGGUACUGUGGCUUUUUAAAUAAAGCACUUUUCCUGGUCAAA
This is a messenger RNA of Salvelinus namaycush (lake trout), 2230 nucleotides long. Its product is annotated as glycogenin-1-like. The record is from RefSeq and is a predicted model, not a curated record. Bases 383 to 1942 code for a protein of 519 amino acids. The transcript has 10 exons. Lineage: Eukaryota; Metazoa; Chordata; Actinopteri; Salmoniformes; Salmonidae. Gene Ontology annotation, molecular function: glycosyltransferase activity. Gene Ontology annotation, cellular component: cytoplasm.